Messenger RNA from Pelagomonas calceolata, 669 nucleotides. The record is from the annotation of a GenBank genome assembly. Lineage: Eukaryota; Pelagophyceae; Pelagomonadales; Pelagomonadaceae.
CUGUCUCCCUAGGUUCUGGCGGCGUUUCGCUCCGGAGCUCCACAGCCCCGUAGUCGAUAUAAGGACUGGACUCCAACUCACAGCCCGCAGUCGAUAUAACAAUGGCGCUUCGCCUAUCGCUCCUCGUCGUACUGCUCGCGCAGUCGACAACAUCUCUCCUAGCGCCGCGACCGUCGCGCACCUGCACCGUGCUGAACGCCCAGGUCGGCUCCUCCUCGCGGAGCCGCGCCUUCACCAAGACCGGCCCGCGCAAACCGCAGUCGCCGCGGCCCGAGCAGUACCCGAACGAACAGAAGCUCGAGGACCUCGCCGUCAAGAAGCGCAACAUCAAGUACGACCCCGAGUACGCCGACGACAUCGCGCGGGCAAAGAGGCGGCUCUUCGACCUGCGCAUGCGCAAGUCGCAGCGUUUGCCGUUUAAGUCGAGCGAAUUCCGCGAGCUGCGCCGCUUCGUCGCGCGGCUGAAGACGCAACAAAGGGAAGACGAGCUCCGGGCGGCCGGCGUCGACCUCAAAAAGAAGAAGCCGCGCACGCGCCGCGAGCGCCAGCGCGCGGCCGAGAAGCGCGCGCGCCAGCUCGCCCAAAAGGCGCGGAACCGCGAGCGCUACGGCAUGGAGGAGCUCGUCGUCGCCGACGACGCGCUCUAGAUAAGUAUUUUCGUGUGUGCAA